Stomoxys calcitrans (stable fly) is the source of this 843-nucleotide messenger RNA. RefSeq names its product probable histone-lysine N-methyltransferase set-23. The coding region runs from base 1 to 843 and encodes 280 amino acids. The record is from RefSeq and is a predicted model, not a curated record. NCBI's taxonomy places the organism in Eukaryota, Metazoa, Arthropoda, Insecta, Diptera, Muscidae. Gene Ontology annotation, molecular function: histone methyltransferase activity; protein binding; zinc ion binding. The transcript has a single exon. Gene Ontology annotation, cellular component: nucleus.
AUGGAGUUAAUUGACGAUUACGAACAUAUUAAUGCAGAUAUAGAAUAUGUGCUUGAAAAUGUUUUAAGCGAACAAACAAAUUGUGGCAUUGGUGAUGAAAGCAUUAAACUAAAGGAAUUGUACAAUUCCGUUUUAAUAAAUGCAUGCACGUGUGAAAGUAGUUGUAGCCACUUAUCAACUUGUCCACAUGGUGAAGCUUACGUAUGGAAUGACAAAUACAGAGAGCUUGUCAUUAGGCCGGAGCGAGAGAGUGAUUUAAUAUACGAAUGCUCAUCAAAUUGUACAUGCAAGUUGGAAGAUUGCAGCAACAGGCUUGUGCAGCGUGGUCCAAGGAAAAAUUUACAAAUUUUCCUUUCAAGUCAAUAUCAAUCAUAUGGCGUCAUUACAAAGCAGGAUAUACCACAAGGCGCCUUCAUAUGCGAAUAUGCUGGGGAAUUGCUAACAUGUGGCGAAGCCAAGCUGCGUAUACAAGAAAAUGAGAAGAAGGGUAACAUGAACUACAUUUUAUGCCUAAAAGAAAAUCACCAUGUAGAUCUUGCUGGAGGAGAGCUAAAGCCUGGCUCGGAGUUGAUGACAAUUGUAGAUCCCAGCAAAAGAGGAAAUAUUGGACGCUACCUUAAUCACAGCUGUGAUCCCAAUUGCCAGAUCUAUAGUGUGCGUGUAGAUUGUCCCAUACCAAAGGUGGCUAUAUUUGCAAAGCGUCAUAUAAAGACGGGAGAAGAAUUGUGCUUUCAUUACAACGAUGGAAAGAAAUAUUCUUCAACAUCGGCCAGUGGAAAACCUACUCUUUGUCUUUGUAAUUCGAAAAAGUGUCAAAAAUACUUACCGAACUUGGAAAUAUAA